Molecule: messenger RNA, 11066 nt
Organism: Phascolarctos cinereus (koala)
Lineage: Eukaryota; Metazoa; Chordata; Mammalia; Diprotodontia; Phascolarctidae
Source: RefSeq, a predicted model, not a curated record
CGCUGCUGCGAAAUGAUGCAAGAUGGCGUUGCUGCUGCUGCUGCUGUCGUCGGGGUCAGCACUGGAACAGCUCCUGCUCUUUCAUUUUCAUAAACACUUGCUGCCUCCGUCGCUGCUGCUGCCUCCGCCGCCGCCGCCGCCGCUGCCACUGCUGCUUCUGCUGCUGUGACUUCUCCCUCCCCGCAGCUCCCUCCUCUGCCUCCUCCUUGGGGGCGGUUUCUUUCUUUAUUACCAGCCACCCCCUCCUUCUCCUUCUCCCUCCUCCUCCUCCUCCCGGAAACGGGCGGCUACAAUGAUUUGUUAUUAAUUAUUAUUGUUAUUAUGAUUAUGAUGACUUUGAGCCCCAAAGGCCCUCCCUCUCCCCUCUGUAGGAAGUGCUGCACAAAGGGCACAGUGUGAGGAGCCGCAGCUGGGGGUGGGUGCAAGCCGCAUCCAAAACUUGCAACGUGUGUGUGUGUGUGUGUGUGUGUGUGUGUGUGUGCGCGCGUGUAUGCGCGCGCGCGUGUUUGUAUUCAGGGAUCGCUCCGUGUGUGUGUGUGGGUGUGCUUGCGCGCGUGUGCAUGCCUCUUGGUUUUUUUCCCACCCUCUUAUUGGAAGCAAGGAGACAUCUCUGUCUCUCUACUUACAUAUAUUUAUAUAUUUUUCGGAUUGCACCAGUCCAGGGGCUACCCUGCUGCUGCAGAAGCAAAGGCACUUUUCCCAUAGUGGAAAGGAAGAGAGAGAGAGAGCGAGAGAGAGAGGGGGGGAAAAAGACAGAGAGGGAGAGCGGGGGAGAGAGACGGCCCCCUCAGGCCUCUUUUCUUUGGGGAUCUCGGCGGGGGUAAUUCUCUAAAAAUACCUGCAAGCAGAAGAUGCAUUAGAAUAAAAUGGAGGAGGAGGGGCUGCAGCAGUGAUUCGUGGUGUUAUUUUCAUUUGGCUCCAAUGCAACUCCUGGGCCAGUGAUCAUUCAGGGCUCUAUUCUCCCCCACCUCCCCUCCCCACCCCCAACCAAGCCUAUUCCUCCCUCUUCUUCUUUUAUUAUUAUUUUUUCACUUUUGCUUUUUGCUUUUUGUUUUUUUUUUUAAACCGACAUUUCUCUCCUAUGCUUUGCCAUGAGAAUGUCCGCCAAGCUCCUUGCCCUAGUCAUGUCGUCUUCGUUUUUCAAUCCCAGUUUUGCAUUCAGCUCCCACUUCGAUCCUGUGAUCUGGUGGGACUUGUGAGGGGACCAGCAAACCAGCACAGCACAUCCGAGUUCUUUUAACUGUGACAGUUCUUUAGAAGAAAACUUCCUGAAUAUGAGACGGAGCCCCACUUAGUGAGCUGUCCUGGUCCUCAUCUCUUGCCGUGGUGGCUGUUUCUUUCUCUGGACUUUUUACCUUCAUCUUCCUCAUGCUGGCUUGCCUGUGCUGUAAGAAGGGAAACAUCGGGUUCAAGGAGCCCCCAGGGAACCCUGGAUCAGGAUCCACGGCUCACGGGAGGUCUCCGUCUCCGCUUCCCCCCCACCAGGAGUUUGAGAAUGCCGAGGGUGACGACUACACCACCGAGUUCUCCGUGCAGGGGUCUCCGGCCACGCAGAAUGGCCCCGAGGUGUACAUACUGCCCCUCACUGAGGUCUCACUCCCCAUGGCCAAGCAGCCUGGGAGAUCAGUUCAGCUGCUCAAGUCUACAGACCUGGGACGCUACAGCCUCCUGUACCUGAAGGAGAUUGGCCAUGGCUGGUUUGGGAAGGUAUUCCUGGGUGAGGUCAAUUCGGGCAUCAGCAGCACCCAGGUGGUGGUAAAGGAGCUGAAGGUGAGCGCCAGUGUGCAGGACCAGAUGCAGUUCCUCGAGGAGGCCCAGCCCUACCGGGCUCUUCAGCACAGUAACCUGCUUCAGUGUCUGGCCCAAUGUGCAGAGGUGACCCCGUACCUGCUGGUGAUGGAGUUCUGUCCGCUGGGAGACCUCAAGGGCUAUCUGCGCAGCUGCCGGGUGGCAGAGUCCAUGGUCCCGGAUCCCCUGACUCUGCAGAGGAUGGCUUGCGAGUUGGCAUGUGGAGUCCUGCACUUACACAAGAACAACUAUGUACACAGUGACCUAGCCUUGAGGAACUGCUUACUUACUGCAGACCUGACUGUGAAAAUUGGGGACUACGGCCUAUCUCACUGCAAGUACAAAACCGUGCAUGCUUGGCAGGAUGACUAUUUCGUGACGGCCGACCAGCUGUGGGUGCCACUGCGCUGGAUUGCCCCUGAACUCAUUGACGAGGUGCACAGCAACCUCCUCGUGGUGGACCAGACCAAGGCCAGCAAUGUCUGGUCGCUGGGCGUGACAAUCUGGGAGCUGUUUGAGCUGGGUGCCCAGCCCUACCACCACUACUCCGACCGCCAGGUGCUCACCUACGCCAUCAAAGAGCAGCAGCUCAAAUUACCCAAGCCCCAGCUGAAGCUGUCACUGUCAGACCGCUGGUAUGAGGUCAUGCAGUUCUGCUGGCUCCAGCCAGAGCAGCGGCCCACAGCAGAGGAGGUGCACCUGCUGCUGUCCUACCUGUGUGCCAAGGGGACCACGGAGGCCGAGGAGGACUUUGAGAAGCGAUGGAAAUCCCUGAAGCCCAGCGGGACCAGUGGAGCCAACCACUUGGGGAGUGCGGCUGAGCUGUCCUCCAGCUUCCCGCUCCUGGAGCAGUUCUCGGGGGAUGGCUUCCAUUCGGAUGGGGAUGACAUCUUGACAGUGAUGGAGACCAGCCACGGGCUCAACUUUGAGUACAAAUGGGAACCCAGCCGGGCAGAGGCCUUCCAGACUCCUGCAAGGACCCUCAGCCCCCGCCAUGCUGCUCACUACCAGGACCUCUACUACCCAGCUAGCUCCUCCACCAGCCACCUGAGCCUGGGGGUUUCACCUUCCUGCUAUGAGUGUCCACCACCUGGGGUGGUGCCCAUCCUCAGUGCUCACAGCCCUUCCGUGAGCAGUGAGUACUAUAUUCGCAUCGAAGAACCAGCUGACUGUGAUCUAGACUUCACCAUGUGUUCCUCUAGCCCUGAGUGCCAGCAGGCAUCUCCUGAGGCAGCCACACCUUGGCAUGACAAAGAAGAACCCGUGGGGGGCACCUAUGACUCAGACAGCAGCCCUACUGUAUCACUGACUAUGGAGCCCCUCCUAGGGCAAGGACCCAGUGGGGAGGGGCCCUGGGAUCACCCUGACUACUACUCCCAUAUGAGCUGUAGCAAAGACUCGCUCUGUUACCACCCUUCCCCUGCAGGGGACUCACGGACUGAAGACAGUUUGUUGGGGGAAUGCAGGGAGGGAGCUGGCAAAGACUGGGGCUUGCCAGGCUUCCACCAGGCUUUUUUUGAGGACCCACUGGGAGUGUCCCCCUCAGGGAAUUCUGUGACCCAGGAGUCACCAGGUGGGGCCCAGGAGGCAGUGGUGGGAGAAUCAAUGAAACAGGAGGCACCAGGUAGCCCUCCUGAAUCAGUGAUGAUAGAGUUGGGUGAACGGGAGAGUCAGCCCUGCAGCGGCUCCCAACACGAGGGUGCAGAGGAGGCAAGCUUGGCUUCCCAGCAAAGACACUGGACCUCAAAUGUGUCUGCCAACAACAACAUCAAUAGCAGCUGUGCCCCCGAUUCCUGGGCUGCUCACUUUGUAGACUCCUACUUGGGAUCAGGAGAGAACCUAGGGGCAGGACCUGAUCCAUGUGAGCUGCCUGCCCCAGACUGCCUACCAGACCUGCCCCUUCCUGAGGGUGAGGGGUUGGAGAUGGCUUUUCCUGGGCAGGAGCUGGGGAGCCCGCCUAGCUUUGCUGAACACUUUGAGGCAGAGGAGGACCCAGCCCCAGUUGCCAUCUCUCCCUCACAGAUGAUAGACAUAGAAACUGCAGAGAGAAGGGGUAUAGAUGAUGGGGCUGAUCAGAAAGCCACGGAGGAAGCCAUGGCCCCUUCCAGUUCUGCAGCCCAGUCUCCCUUGCCCUCUCCACCACAAGGCAGAGCCCUGCUUGUCUCCAGGGCAGCCGGCGAUCCUGUCGUUCCUAAGCCAGAUUCCCCUGUGCCAUGGGACAGUAGCCAGAGUAUCAGCAAUGAGCCAGACCAGACACUGGACAGCAGUGGUAGCUUCCCGGAGCUAGAAGGGCCAGGUAGUGAGGAUGAAGACACGACCGAGGCCACCUCGGGUGUCUUCACAGACUUUUCCAAUGACUUCCUUAUCGAGAAGCCUGACACAACCCCCGCAUUCCGGUCCCUGCAGAAGCAGGUGGGAACGCCGGAUUCCCUGGAGUCACUGGAUAUCCCAUCCACGGCCAGUGAUGGUGGGGAGAUAUAUAGCCCAACGGUGUCCUACCCUACCACUGGGCAGCCUCGGGCCCUGGACAGUGGCUAUGACACAGAGAAUUAUGAGUCACCUGAGUUUGUGCUAAAAGAACCCCAUGAACCCCGGGACCCCGAGGACUUUGGGCCCCUAGGAAAGGAGGAUGAGAGCCCUGGCUUAGAGAUGCGGCUUUCUUCUUCUAUCAGUGCUGAGCUGCAUGGUCUGAGUGAGAAAAACCCCUACCGAGACUCAGCCUACUUCUCUGACUAUGACACAGAGACAGAACGGCCUGCCCAGAGUAGGGAGGAGGAUGAGGACAGUGAGGCUGGGGAAGGAGAGUCCAGCCCGGUGGGCUCUGAGUCCCAAGGGCUCUCUCCCAACAAUCAGGAAAUACCAACAACAGAAGAAGCAGGUGCUCAGCUUCCUCAUUCGCCUUCUGGGGAGCCUUCUCCAGAGGUGACAGUCAGCCCAACCAUCAAAGGGCAAGACCAGGAGAGCCCCAAGGACCCAGCGGAAGGGUUGGCCCCUGCCCCUACCCCUGCCCCCGCUCCCACUGCCCCUGGCCCUGGCCCAGCUCCUGCCCCAUCCAAAUUAUUCUUCCUGACUCCUGUCCUGUCAAGUCCAGAGGACAGUGGGGUUGGGGAAGGCUGCCACAAACCCCAGGAGGCCCCAGGCCUGUUCUCCACUUUGGUGGACAAGGAAACUUGGGACCUGGUUCCUGGGGCAGAGGUGCAAGAAUGGAAAGAAGCCAUGGCCUGUGAGAUUCCCCUGGGUCCCAAAGUGAAACCUGGAGAGAAGCCGGCCCCGCGUCCAACCCCUUUGCGCCUGGACCUGUCGGACCUCCCAGCACCCAAGGAGAGCCGGCCGGCGGAAGAGGAGGAGGAAGAGGACUCGGAGGAGAGCGAUGAGUCCGACGAGGAGCUAUGCUGCUACAACAUCCAGGAGCAGAGCGAGGAGAGCGAAGAGGAACCAGCUGCUGUGCCCAUUGUGGUGGCAGAGAGCCACAGUGCCCGCAACUUACGCAGCCUCCUCAAGAUGCCCAGCCUCAUGUCCCAGUCCUUCUGUGAGGACCUGGACCGCAAGAAAAAGGCUGUUUCAUUUUUUGAUGAUGUUACUGUCUACCUCUUCGAUCAGGAAAGCCCCACAAGAGAACUUGGGGAGCAGAACUUCCCUGAGGGGAAGGACUCGGCUUCCUCCUUCCUGCCAAGCAGCCCCAGUACCCUGAGCCCAUCUGACCAGCUCAGCGCAGCAGACAACUUCUCUGACAGGACAGUCUCUGAAGAGAGUGGUGGGUUCGAGUGGGAUGAUGACUUCCCACUAAUGCCAGCCAAGUCAUCUUUUGUGUCUUCACCGGGGCCUGGAGUACCGGACCCCGUGCUGCCCAACCUGGCGACCCCCCCGAAGCAGGUGCUGCCCGUCCAGUUUUCCCGCUUCACUGUGUCUCCUAGCCCAGUCUCACGAUUCUCCAUCACGCAUGUAUCUGACUCGGACAUCGAGUCUGUAGGAGGAAGCAGUGAAGAUGGUGACAGAGAAUGACUUGGGCCUGGAAGGCACUUCAGAAUCUAUAGUGCUGGCAUGGCUCUGUGGACCAGGGCAAGAAGAGAUGGCCCUCCUGGCCCCAACACGAGGAAGUGGAAGAGAUGGGGGGGGAGGGGGGUUGUCCAGAACUCGGCUCUAUUUUUUUAGACAGAUUUUAUCAGAGGCAUUUGGUUUGCUGCUAGAUCACAGAGACAUCACCCCCCACAUCCCCGCCUUCUGCCCCUUUGUCCGGUACAGGUGCAGCCACUGACGAUGGUCUAUGUGGACAUAUGUGCUUGAAGGCAUGCGGGGGUUGUGUAUAAAUAUACAUAUAUAAAUGAUAGCGUUAAAGGGUAGACUUGCAGAAUCCUGCUCCCCUUCUUAGCCUCCCCUCUCGAAGGGGGUGGCUACCCCCCCAGUACUGCUUGCUCCUCCCUGUGGUCUGUGACUUCUCGGGGCUUACCCUUUACCGCCGCCCCAGUGCCUCGUGCUCCCCUGCUUACUAGAGCUGUAGUGGGGGUGGGAGCCUGUGUCAGCCCCUCCCAGGGCCUUCCUCUCUCGGACUCUGCUGUACAUACACUGGAUUUCUGAAUCUCCACGCUAGUGUCAUUCAGUAUUACUGUCUCCCGUGACCUCCCACUGGGACAUGUUUCUACCUUGUCUCCCUCUACAACUCAGAUGGCUGGUUUCCUGAGCUGGCUCCUAGCCUGACCCUCCCUGUCCUCCUACCCUCUUGCCUAGCUUCUGCCAGGAGCUGGCUCUGCUGGAAGAUGGGGCAAUGGGAGGGACGGUUCUCUUUUUUUAUUCCCUAGUUUUGUUUUUGUCCCUUAGACCUUUCCCAAGCAGAAGUCUGGGCAAUAUUUCCCAAGCAGCUGUUGCUAUCUGGCUGGAGCUGGGGAGGAAGAAAACUAAUGGGUCUUUCCCUCUAGAAAAUGAGGUUUCCUCACCCUAGGGCCUUGGUGCUUUGGGGCAGUGGGGAUGGGUGGGUGUUGCUACCAGCACAGCCUCAUUCAUCAGUGACACUAUGAGACUUCUAGGGUUUCUUGUCCCUCUGCCACAGGCCCUAUUCUGAAGGUUGAUUGUGGGGAGCAAGAACUGAGGGGGAGAGUUUGGGCACACAGGCAGUAAAUGGGAGAGCUUCCUGGGUUGUAACUGCCCUGAGCUGCCAAGGAAAGUGAGGAGGGGACCCCUCCCACUCAGCUGUCCACUUCCGUGUUCAGUGUUGGGAUCUUUAUUCCCCCUACUCAGGGGCCAAGGAACAGGUUGGGCGGGCUGGACAAAUGGGACUCUGUGGGAAUAUUUUUGUAACGGCUAAUGCAGAGAGAAUGAGACCAUGAUAAUUUUAAGUUAUUGUUGCCAAAGAGAUGUAAAGAGUUUAUUGAAGGGGUGGGAGGUGGGGGGAAAGGGACCUUAUUUUUGGUUUGUCCUUUUUUUAAAAAAUUAUUUGUUUGAGGCUUAGAACGCUGGUGCAAUGACUUCCCCCCCGCCCCCUUUAUUUAAAAAGAAAUUAAGCUAAGAAAAAAAGCCUUUAAGCCAAGAGAGUGUGUUCUCCUUUGGGGCCAAUAGACCAACCCCUGUAGUAGGGUCACAGCCUUGGGAGAUGAGAGUGGGGAGAAGGGCAGGUGAAUGAUAAGUGUGUGUAUGUGUGUGGGCUUAUAUCGUGCAAGAGCAUCAUGGGGGAAUAUGGGGGUGAGGAAGUAUGUAUCUGUCUGUGGGUGAUCCACAUGUCCCAGCGUGUGUGUGCGUGUGUGUGUGUGUGUGUGUGUGUGUGUAUAAGUAAACAGGUGUGCUUCGUGUGUGUCUCUGGGCAAUGACAGCCUUACAUACUGAGAAGGGUACGGUUCACAGUCCCCAGCUUGGGUAUGGAGACUGUUGAUUGUUUUUCCAUGGUGUGUGUGUGUGUGUGUGUGUGUUCUGGGGUGAUUCAAACAUGCCAUAGCUUGAAAGUCCAGCCCACUUGGCAUCUGUUCCUAGAAAGGUAAGAGAUAUCGAACCCCCAAAUCCUUCAGGGGUUUCUGAAGCUGGGCCCUUCCCUAUCCCCGAGCAUGCUGGGUUCUAGGUCUUGGGACGUUGCUGACUCAGUGUUCCCCCUUGCUGUCUCUGAAAGUCCUAGAGGCACUGGGGAGACAGAUGGAGGGAGGGAAUGGGACAAACCUGAAGGGAAGUCUGAGAAGAGGCAGACCUGACUGUGGUUUUAAUGGCUGCAGGUAAAAUCAGUCAACAGAAUAUACGUCUCCUCUGACAGAUGAGACGAUUAGGGAUUAAGAAGCCAAUCAGACCAGCUCCUGGGUUCCCCCUUUUGUUAGAGACAGCCUAGCUAAGCCUUUAGGUAGGAGCAGACCUCCUCUUCCACCAAUCAGGCUCUACCCUCCUACCCCUUCUUUUCUGGGAGUGAUCUCAUUUCCAUAUCAACAUCUGAAGUACAGACAUGCCUGUCUCCUCUCAGCUGGCUGUUCUUUAGGCUAAACUAUCCCAAACUUUGAAGUUUUCCCUAGUGCUACCAGGCAGGACCCUAAUGAAUCCUUUUUGUGGUCUCCAAGGCCAAACUUAAGAAAGUUACCAUCUGAAGGCAGACUUGGAAUGGGCCCUGAGUUUCAGCUCUCAGGGCAGGAAAAGGAAUGGUCUGGUUUUAAUGAGAGGAAAACAGGACAACAGGACUAAAACUGUGGCUGGAGGUCAAGAUGGCACCUGGGAUUGAAGAAGUGUGGGGCUUCUGGUACAGAUUGGGAGGGUGGUCCUGGUAGGGAAAGAGGCCCUUGGUGACCAGAAGCUUUCUAGACCAUCCUCAUAUUGCUGGAAAAUAGGGAACACCCUGAUUAACUCCACCACUCACCCACGCCAGCCCUUGAGCCACCAAUGAGUAAGGUGAGAGUGGGGAGAGAAAGAAAUUGGUGAAAAAAAAAUGCCUGAAAAUGGUUUGUCCCUUGCAUGCCAAGGGGGGUGGUGGUAGUCCCAGUCCCUCUGCCCUAGCUCUAAAAACAAAAAACCACUUCAGAUCUUGACAAAAGUGGGUAGGAGGCAGCUGGGAGCUGGUGGAGGUAUUGGGGGAGGGGGCAGCAACAUUCUUCUGGGACUAUGGGAGGAUACAGGAGUCCCUUUGUCCUGGAUGGCCCCCACUGCUCUAGACAAAGGUGGGGGAUAAAAAUGAAUAGAAUGAGAAUAGCUUCCCUGCAGGAGAGGGGCAAGUGCCCCAUGCCAAGCUAUUAAGCAAUUUUCAGGGGCUCUGGCCACUGCCAUCCUCCUCUCCGGGUCAGGAAAGCUUUUAUUAGCCCUAGGCCCUCUCGGACAAUCUAAUUGCCUUGUAACUGUUCCUUUACUCUGAAGUAGGUUUGAAGAUUCCCCUUCAUACCCGUUUUGGUGGUGUCUCCUUUUUGUCAAGUCUUUGAUAAACUCAACAGAUAUUUAACAAAUAAAACAAAAUGUUACAUCCCAGCAGGGCCUUGCCCUCCACCUACUUCCCACCAAGCAAACAAGGUACAUUCCUUAGAGGAAGAAGCCACAAGGUCCCCAAAUAUCUCUGCCAAUGCUCACUGAACCUGAAUGCCAGGAGUUGGAAGGCCAACUCCAAUCUAAAUUCUCCUCUCGUUAGAGCCUUGUUCAUUGGUUCAUUAUGAAAUAACAGGCUAGGGCUAAUUUUUUUCAAAGCAUUUGUACAUCUGUUUCACUGAGUCCUCACCUAAGACCUGGUUAAAAGUAGUUAGGAAAGAUGAGGAAAUGGGGGCCCAGAGUUAAGUGAGCACCAGUGACUGCCAGGCCUACUUCUCAGCUCACUUGGCUCUUAAAUGGGAUGGAGUGGUUCUGAUCCAUCUGUAAUCAAAGCCAUUCUCAUAUCCAGUCCCGGGCGUGGCUCCUAUCCAUAAGGCAAGCUGGCCAGUGUUAGAGAUACAGUCUCUAGCUAAGAAAUGGGGGUGGGGGGGUGCAGUGGACAGAAUGCAGACUUAACUGGCCUGCCAGCAGCAUCGACUUCCCCAACCUUGGCCCCAUUUAGCACCGCAUGCCAAGCACCUGAACUCCCACGGGGGCAUGGUGAGUACAGAAUGACUGUUCUUACCUUCAAUCUAAGAAUGGAGUAACUCCCAAGCCUUUGGAUGUUGUGGCCUAGAAAGCUGCUCCCAGGAGCAGUUCAGGAAGGUGAGUGAACAAAGAGGUAAGAGUUAGAGUCCAAUCCAUGCCUGACCGAGGAUCCCUGGUACAAAGUGGUUGGGUUGGAGCUCUCCAGUGAGGAGGCAUCCCAUUCCACUUUUGGACAGCUUUAAUUGUUUAGUUUCCCCUUAAAUCAAGCUUGUUUGCCCCCUUUACCUUUAGUCCUAGUUUUGCCCUGAAGAGCUGAGCAGAACAAAUAUAAUUUUUCACAGGGCAGUCGUCUGAAAGUUGGAACCUCCUUGAUAAUCAAAGGAUCUGGGACCAGGGGACUGGGGAAAACUGCAAACAGCCUUCUCUCCCACAGGGGCCUUGCUCAUGCCCUCAUGCUAACGGCUUGAACCCCUCUUCCUGCCAUCCCCGCAGUUAUCAGAUGUCCAGUUCUAUGUUUCCCUUCUGAAAGCCAGGGGCUUCCCUCCUGGAUCCUGUUGCUCCAAUCCCCAUCCCCCAAUUUGUGCCAAACAGGGGCAGACAGGGUACCUUCAUCGAGCUGUUUCUUCUUCCAUUUGUAAAAUGGGUGGUAAGGGGAAUUUGGCUUCUAGAGCAUCUGUCUACGCCUCUGGUAUUCCUGUUUUGUUUUUUCUCAGCGUGUGUAUGGGGGGAAGGAUAUUAAUAGGGAUGGUAGGAGAUGGGCAGGAAGCCCAAAUCACAGUCUAACUCUGACCAAGUUCUGGGCUGCGGAAAUGGCCACAGAAAUUGGAGUUUCAGGGAGAAGCCUGGUUUCCUUUUAAACCAAGAGGUAAGCUGUGGAGCAGGUGGGAGCUGGUUGUAUAUUUGGGCAGGAAGGGGCUCAGCGCUCCCUCUCCCUGGGCUACCCAGGCAAGCCCAGGGGAAUGGUCCUACAGUCCUGCCCUGCCAGGUCUCCCUCCCAUCUUGUCUGAUGGGUAGGUUGGGACUAGGACAGCAGGGGAACCAGGACCAGGUGCUGCUGGUCUAGACCCUCCCCCCAACCCCCAAAUACUACAUAAAGGCUGCAUGAGGCUCAAGCUGUCUUGGAUAUUUUUAUUAAGAUAAAGGCUAUUAUUAUUAUUGUAUAUUUUAUCAAUACGGGUCAUAAUUGCUGUAUUUUUUACCAGUGCUGAUUUCCAUACAGCUUCCCAGCAUGUGUGUAAAAUAUCGUUGGUCUGAUAAUAAAGUUUUUAAAAUAUCUUAAA